Candidula unifasciata is the source of this 2054-nucleotide messenger RNA. Lineage: Eukaryota; Metazoa; Mollusca; Gastropoda; Stylommatophora; Geomitridae. The record is from the annotation of a GenBank genome assembly.
AUUAUCCAAUGCAUCCAGAAGAUCGGUAUUAUCCAUCCUAUUAUGCGGACCAUGCGACCUCUAGCUACCAGGCCAGUAGGGCACACAUUGACCCCUAUGCAACACUGACACCCAGUGAGCGAUUACGAUCUAAUACCCAGCCAGGCAGUUUUCAAGGUGGAUUCGAUGAGAUGGGUCCCUACAGACAGAGAGGUGAAGCUGGAGACAGACCUUCUGGGGAAGCAAACCACAAGACACACACAGCGUUCAGUAAUAACCAAGGACCGGCAGGCUAUGGGUUGGGAGUGGAACACAAGGGCUAUGCUGAUAACUCGUCGCACUCCAGUGACUCUUACAGCAAGUACAUGAACAGCCCACAGAACAAGCAUGAUGACACCAAACUUCGGGAAAAGUUUGGCAACUUACAAACGGCAGGAAGAGAAAAGAGUCCCGGAAAUGAUCCCUACAGGUUUACCCGAAGUACGGCUCACCCAGUCACCGGAAAUGUUGACAGGGCUAAAAUCUCAGAUCUGUCUGCUAAAUACAGGAAACAAGACAUUCAGCCAAAAUCUGGUGCAGGGAGACAAGCUGCACCACUGUCAAACCAGCAGUCUGUGGCCAAGAAGGAACUACCACCUCCCGUUCCAGUGAAAACGUUCAGUCUGAAACAAAGAGGAAUCGAACCUGAUGAGCUGAAAGUGAGAAACUAUGAGAAUUCUAACAGACCAUAUGAGUAUGUCUCCCUACGCCAGGCACAAAGUUCCACAACUUUUGGUGGAGGUGGUGGCAGUAACAGAACAGAUUAUCCACCUCAACCCCUUCAACCAUCUUUUCACCAUAAUCAGAACAGUCACAGAAGCAGUGCAUACAAUAACGCAUCAUCAUCAUCAUCAAAACCCUAUCAGCAAACACUUGAUCACCAGUCUAAAACACAGCAGUUUCAGCAAGAAGGUCGAGGACACAGCCUUGACUCGACCUUUCCACGUCCUGCACAUUACCCACCUGACAGUGCUGAUCCCGACUACCAGCACUCCAAAGCUUUUUCCAACGAGGUGUACAUGGACCAGCAGGACUUGCAGAGAGCUAGGCAGGCUAAAAUGCAGACUUCAUUGUCUGGUUACACAUCCAUGCCUGAACAGACUGAUGAUGAACAGCAGCUGGAGAUGCAGCGAGCCCGCCACAGAGCCAAAUCUGAGAGUCGUCUGGCAGAGACAUCUGGCGUACAACAGCACUGGAACAACACAAACAGCAGUAUUAGUCUCUUCAACGGUUACACAGACAACACCUCCAACCUUCAGAGGACUUCACGGGUGGCCAGUAGCACUAUCAUGCUGGCCGGGACCCACAGUCAGAGUGGUCGUAGCAGAGCCAACGCUAGCCGAUACAAGAGCUGGGACGCUUCAAGGACUGAUGCCAACUUUUCCCUGGCACACUCUCAUGUGCCAGCCAACUCUGCUGCCAGUUCAGGUAGUGCCUUCACAUCUUACAAGAAACCCAUCAAACAGGCCUCCUUCUCUGGGACAACCAACUCACCAAACACUUUCCAGCCGUCUUCUAGUUUCAAGAAAGGAAAGUUCAUUGUGAAGCCAAAGUCAUCAACAGAUAGGAGUCACAGUGUUGGCAAUGCAGAAAGCAUUGAUGAAAAACACACAAUAGUUGCAACUGCUAAAGGAAUUUUUACAUCGAAAGGUGGUCUUUUGGAGUCACCAGAAACUGGUGUUAGUAUUCUGGUCCCCGAGGGUGCCAUUGAAGAAAACCAAGAACAAGAAAUCUACUUCAAAGUGUGUAGGGACAACAGUCUGUUGCCUCCCUUAGAUACAGAGAAAGGAGAAACGUUGCUGAGUCCUCUUGUGAUGUGUGGACCCCACGGAACCAGGUUUCUGAAGCCCGUGGAGCUAAGGCUACCUCACUGUGCGUCAGCAAAUCCUGAGAGCUGGUCUUUUGCACUUAAGUCAAGUGAAUCACCAUCUGGUCAGACAACAGAGUGGCAGAACAUGACCCUGGCAGGGUCAGAAGGCGUGGCCAAAGGCAGGGUAGACCAAACUAGUGUAUCAAUAUUGGUUGAUCAUUUCUAG